AUGGAAGAUGAAGUAAUUUCUCACAUACAUAAGAACUUCAACCAAAAUGUUCAAGAUGUUCAACCAUUUACAGUUGUAUGGCUGGUUACAUCUGACGCAAACUUGACAGAAGAAGAAAAUAAACGAAUAUUCAAGACACUUCGUACAAAGUACAACAAUCUUAAAACAUUUAACAAAAUUGGAAUGUGUGAAGACUAUAUUAAAAAAAUGGAACUUGAAAAUAUUAUUUUAGUUAUUGCUACUCAGUCUUGUUUUCCCUACAUUACUCUUCGACAUGUUCAUGAUCUACCACAGUUAGUUGCCAUUCAUAUUUACGGCAUCGAUGAAAUGCCGUAUGAUGGCUGGAAGAAAUACGAAAAGGUAAAGUCUGUGGUUUCAACAAGUGAUAAAUUAAUUGAAAGGCUUUCGCGAGAUCAUUUUGAAUAUAGAAAUCUCAAAAAUAUAAAACUCUCGUCGGACUUCAAUUUAUCUGGACAAUCCUAUCAAAAUAUGGUAUUUGACUCGCUUCAAGUAUUAUUGGUUCAGUCAUUUGUACAAAACAUACUACAUUGUGUCAAUAUAGACGAAAGUUCUACUAUGAAUGAAUGCGUUGAACUUUGUAAACAAGGUUACAAAGAUGAAAAAACUUUGAAACGAGUUGAUGAGUUUGAACGUACAUAUUGCUCAUCUGAUGCUGUGUGGUGGUAUUCUAAGGAAAUUUUUGUUUAUGAAAAACUAAAUAUCGCUUUUCGAAACCAUGAUAUCCGUAAUUUAUUAAAAUUUGGAUUUUUUAUUCGUGAUUUACAUAACCAAUUAAGAAAAUUGCAAGAUGAACAAAUGUUAAGUACAACAACAUCCAUAAUAACAGUAUAUAGAGGGCAAAAGUUAUCUAGGGAAGAAUACUAUAAGCUUAAAGCAAGCCGAGGAAACUUUAUUACAACAACUAGUUUUUUAUCAACUAGUGCUAAUAUACAUGUGGCAGAUAUGUUUGGUCCAACAAUAAUCUUUGAAAUAGAAGCUGAUCUUCGUCUUAAAACAAAACCGUUUGCUAAUAUAACACAUAUCGCCCAUAACCCCCACGAAGAUGAAGUAUUAUUUAUGCCUGGUUCAAUAUUCAAAGUUUUAGAUUUUUAUUAUGAUGAAAAAUACAAAAAGCCGAUAUGUAAAUUACAAUUACGAGAAGACAGUGAUCCUGAAGCAAACGAAAUUACUUGUGUGAUUACUGGAAUGAAAAAUAAUUCCAAUGAUGAUGCCUCUACACUCGAUCGUCUAUUAUCACUCGAACGAUUGAUUUCGACAUUACCUAAACAUACAGACGGUGGAAAAAAUCUUAAAUUUCUUAUGCAUUAUUGUUAUGCAAAGCUUACAGAUUUUAAAAGAAAUCACGUAUCCAACUUUAUAAAUGCAGCCAAUGCAAUAAUAGAAGAGAUAAAAUUAAGCCAUAAAAAGAAUGGAAUUUCACUCAGUAGUGAUGAGACCGCCCAAUUGGAAUCAUAUGUGGAUGCUUACAAGGCGAAUCAAGAUAAGUAUAUAAGUAAGUAA
Messenger RNA from Didymodactylos carnosus, 1521 nucleotides. NCBI's taxonomy places the organism in Eukaryota, Metazoa, Rotifera, Eurotatoria, Philodinida, Philodinidae. The record is from the annotation of a GenBank genome assembly.